Molecule: messenger RNA, 549 nt
Organism: Rosa chinensis
Lineage: Eukaryota; Viridiplantae; Streptophyta; Magnoliopsida; Rosales; Rosaceae
Exons: 4
Coding region: 48-278 (76 amino acids)
Source: RefSeq, a predicted model, not a curated record
GAGUCUGGAAUCACAAGUCAAAUGAGAAACCGAUAGAGAGGAGAGAAAUGGGGAUACUGUGCUGUUUCGAUGGAGGCAAUAGCGCUGAGAGAAAAGAACAAGAGAGGUUAGCCUCUGCAGAAGUUGUUGCCAAAGCUGCCGAAGCCGCCCAAAGAAGGCAAGAGGAAUUUGAGAAGUCUGCAGCUGGUAGAGCUGCUCGUGCACAGCAACAGGCGGCUGCAAAGCAAGCUGCCAACUCCAACAAAGGCGAACCAGUGUUAAAGUGGUCAAUGGGAUGAGGCUGAGUCUUUUGUCUCUCCAACAACUGCCAUUUUUUUUGUAUUAUAGAGAUUCAACCUUAUUUUGUGGAUUGCUUAGUUCUUUUCUGCCAGCUCCAAACAUUCCAUAUCUCCAAGGCUCAACGUUCAAUGUAAUUUACUUGUUUAUUGUAUAUGGAAUAUGAGGAAUACAAUAAGAGUUGCAUGAGCUGUUUCAGUAUCUUGCUUUGGCCAUUUAAUGUGUUCUAUGCAACAAAUUGUUGAUUUUAGAAAUCUUUACAGUUACUCCACC